Camelina sativa (false flax) is the source of this 929-nucleotide messenger RNA. Lineage: Eukaryota; Viridiplantae; Streptophyta; Magnoliopsida; Brassicales; Brassicaceae. The record is from RefSeq and is a predicted model, not a curated record.
AAAAAGUGUCCAAAGUGAGAGUCCCCCGCAAUAAUAAUGCUUGGGAUGAUGUCAUUUGAGAAUAUAAUAAAGUUUUAAAGGUCCAAAACCAAAAUUAGAGGGAUCUCGUCCUUCACCUAACCCUCUCUCACAUGCUUGUUCAUCGGUCAAACACUUUCUCAAACUCUUUAAUCGGAGAAAAAAAAAAUGGAAGCAGUUACGGCGAUAAAGCCACUAAUCAGAGUCGGCUCUCUCCGUAAAACCUCUUUCAACACUGGUCUCCUCCGCGCCGCGAUUGAGUUAACGAAAGAAUCGGUUCCAGGAAUGCAAAUUGAGUAUGUAGACAUAUCUCCGUUACCGUUGAUUAACACCGAUCUUGAAGUCAACGGUACAUAUCCUCCGGUUGUUGAAGCUUUCCGGCAAAAGAUUCUUGAAGCUGAUAGUAUUUUGUUUGCUUCUCCUGAAUACAAUUUCUCUGUUUCAGCUCCACUGAAGAAUGCUCUUGACUGGGCUUCGAGAGCACCUAAUGUUUGGGCUGACAAACCCGCUGCCAUUAUAAGCACCGGUGGAGGUUUUGGUGGAGGAAGAUCACAGUAUCAUCUACGACAAAUCGGAGUAUUCCUUGAUCUUCAUUUCAUCAACAAACCUGAGUUUACUCUCAAUGCGUUUCAGCCGCCUCAGAAAUUCGACGAAGAAGGAAACCUGGUCGAUGAAGCAGCUAGGGAGAGGUUGAAACAAGUCCUUGUCUCGUUACAAGCAUUUACACUUCGACUUCAAGGUAAGUAAGUCAAGUGGGUCAAAUCUCUGAUCAUUUGUGAGAGAUCGUUUGUGUUAAAUGGAAAAUAAUGACAAUGUGUGUUUCACUUACCGUAUAGUACACUUUGUACUUCUCAUUAAUAUUGGUAUACACAAACGAGUGAUGAUAUUUUAAUAUCGACCAUCAUUGUCUU